UCACGAUAAGCGGGACAGGGCGCGGCCGGGUUAAGGCAGGCUGUGCGAGUAUAUAAUGGAGGCCUGGACGAUGUUGAUCACUCAUUCUCUUGGUGCUGAUCCAGGUGGCAGGACCCUACACUCAACACUACUUGAACUCACCAUGUUCAGAUACGGUCUCCUCUUACUGCUGGUGGCGAGCUCCUGUGUGCUUGGCCUGGCAGACAAGCCUCGUAGACUCUACGAAGCCCCGCGGCAGACGUAUGACUAUAGACCGCCUUGCACGACACGGUACGUGGAUAAACUGGUGACGGUGACAGAGACUGUCCCCUCCUACGUCACAACAACUGUCGAUAACUACGUCUCAGUCACCGAAACUCAGCAAGUCACCGAAUACGAGACCGUCGUUUCUACCGUGGUGGAACCCACAUACAUCACAGAAACAGAAGUUUCCACUGUCGUCGACACUGUCCACAACACUGAGUAUGUGACAGAGACUGAAGUAGUGACCGACACUGUCCACUCCACCGAAACUCAGUACGAGACCGUCGUCUCCACCGUUGUUGAGCCUUCCUACAUCACAGAGACCGAGUACUCAACGGAAGUCGAGACUGAAUUAUCAACCGUGUCCGUCACACAAACCCAAUACGAGACCGAGACCGUCGUCUCCACCCAGGUCCAGGUGGAGACCACUUCCUUGUACUUCACCGAAGUGGAAACAGUGUACUCCACUGAGUACUCCACCGUGUCUACGUACAUCACCACCACCGAGGAGAUCACGCCCACUACCUCAUACAUUCCCCCUCCUGCCACCAAAUCCUCAUACAGCUACCCUCCACCUCUCAGGGGUUACAACUUCUAAGUAACACUGAAAUCUUUCACCUGGACAGCAGAGCUUCAAGCAAACACUGCUCUUAGAAACCUAUGUUUAAGAAUAUUUACAUUAUAUUAUUGCUCAUAAUUUAAAUAAAGCUUUUAUGUAAAUCA
Molecule: messenger RNA, 966 nt
Organism: Scylla paramamosain (green mud crab)
Lineage: Eukaryota; Metazoa; Arthropoda; Malacostraca; Decapoda; Portunidae
Exons: 5
Coding region: 56-841 (261 amino acids)
Source: RefSeq, a predicted model, not a curated record